AUGGCUUCGCUUCGGCCGUUGGGCGCCUCUUUGCGCCUCGCCGCCGCUGCGAGCAGGACGACGGUGCGACACAGCUCGUCCAGCAGCUCGACCUCUGCCAUCGCCUACAAGGCUCUGCGACGCCGCUCGGCUCCCCUGCCCACCACUGACUCUCCUCCGGCAUGGUCAGCCCAGGCCGCCGUCUCCAACAUUCUGUAUGAGAUGCCCACGCCGUCCAUGGCGCCCCCGAAGCGUCACAUCCUCAACUGUCUGGUCCAGAACGAGCCUGGUGUGCUGUCUCGUCUUUCGGGUAUUCUCGCCGCUCGAGGCUUCAACAUUGACUCGCUGGUCGUGUGCAACACCGAAGUGGAAAACCUGUCCCGUAUGACCAUUGUCCUGACUGGUCAGGACGGCGUUGUCGAGCAGGCCAGACGUCAAUUGGAAGAUCUGGUGCCUGUCUGGGCCGUCUUGGACUACAGCAAUGCUGCUCUGGUCCAGCGUGAGCUGCUCCUCGCCAAGGUCAACAUUCUUGGACCCGAGUUCUUUGAGGAACUGCUGGCCCACCACCGCGAGAUGAGCAACGGCGAGGUAGAGGGCAGCGAGUUUGAGCGAACACUUGAGGAAUCGGCCAAGGACUUCCACCCUAGCAAGCUGGCUGCCAGUGAGGCCCUCCGACACAAGCACGAGCACUUGAAGACCAUCACCUACUUUACGCACCAGUUUGGAGGCAAGGUGUUGGAUAUUAGUACUACGAGCUGCAUCGUUGAGGUUUCUGCCAAGCAGUCGAGAAUCGAUUCAUUUUUGAAGCUUGUUGCUCCCUUUGGAAUCCUCGAGUCUGCCCGUACCGGUCUGAUGGCCCUGCCCAGAUCACCCCUGUAUGAGCAUACCGAAGAGCCUCUUCACAAGGAUGCUGAAGAGGUUGUUGAUGCCAGCCAGCUUCCUCCCGGUUAA
Trichoderma harzianum CBS 226.95 is the source of this 930-nucleotide messenger RNA. RefSeq lists its product as hypothetical. Lineage: Eukaryota; Fungi; Ascomycota; Sordariomycetes; Hypocreales; Hypocreaceae. The coding region runs from base 1 to 930 and encodes 309 amino acids. Gene Ontology annotation, biological process: branched-chain amino acid biosynthetic process. Gene Ontology annotation, cellular component: acetolactate synthase complex; mitochondrial nucleoid. Gene Ontology annotation, molecular function: acetolactate synthase regulator activity. The record is from RefSeq and is a predicted model, not a curated record. The transcript is spliced from 2 exons.